AAGACGCUCAUCGUCAAGAAUCCGCUCCUUGUCACAGGAUAACGCCAAUAGUACAGCAAGUGAAGGGCGUGAGAUUGACACUAAGACGAGGAACUCCAAGGAUAAAGUUCGAGAGGGUUCAACUUCAAGAAACGGUACUGAAGAUACUUCUGAAGAUGACGCGCAUACAACGAGUGACCAAGUAGAGCAUGUCGGAGUUGAGGCCACGUCCAUCAUCAAGGGGCACAACAUCUUUUUGGAAAAUGACGACGAUGAAGGCUUUGAAGAUCCGGACCGUGUUCGUCUCAUUCUCAUGACGCGCAAUGCCGAUGGGCUUUCAGGUGUUCUGCUGUUUUUACUUCGUUGUAUUCGCUUCGAAGACGGUAGCUCGCUACUCGAUUACAUCGACUAUCUCGUAGCCUUGUACCCAGAAAACCUCUUUCUCGAUGUCCGGCGAGCACGCUUUCGCGAUGUCGAUCUGUGGCGAAAACACGAGAUCGAUUUUCCCUGGUUUUCUAUUGGAUCCUCGUUGCACGGCGAUAAACGUGAUGGGGAUUCAGAUUCUGCAGAGGAAGAUGAGAUCGUUAACAUUGAGCAAGGCAAAUCGGGAGGCGAGGCAGCAGAAUAUCAGCGCGAAACGCCUACAAUUCCGAUAAGCCAUGUAAAUGUAGUUGUUCAAGUAGAGGGACAGGAAAAUUCAGCUGAAACUGAAAAAACGCGCAGCGAGCAUAUUCGCGCAGCGGCGCGAAGACGACGACGUGCCACUCUCAGUCAUAUUCAAGCGUACCUAGCCGACGCAGAAGCGCGCGACCUAGCUGAGUCAACACAGCUGAAAACUACAUUACCCAGAGA
Molecule: messenger RNA, 831 nt
Organism: Amoebophrya sp. A25
Lineage: Eukaryota; Dinophyceae; Syndiniales; Amoebophryaceae
Source: the annotation of a GenBank genome assembly